AUGGUGGAGAACUCUUGGAACAGCCAGAUUGACGUCAACUGCCCCAUUUAUAAAGUCAUGGCUAAGCUCAAGUGGCUGCGUAAAGAGCUACGCAUUUGGAACAGAACGGUUUUCGGCAAUGUGGAUCAGUUUAUUUCUGAUUCACAGCAGGAUCUUCUUGAGAUUCAGAAUUUAGUCUCUCAACAGGGGUACACCGAUAGCCUUUUUAAUGCGGAGAUUUUCGCUCAAGCUAAAAUUAAUGUGGUUCUGAGUCGUAAAAACAGUUUACUUAAGCAAAAGAGUAGGGUUUCGUGGCUGAAUGAUGGGGACAGGAACACUGCUUUUUUCCAUGCCAUGUUGAAGUAUAAGAAGCGUCAUCAUAUCAUUCCUCAUUUGGACAUUCAAGGCAGUAUGGUCUACGAUCAGGAUGAGAUUGGCAAUCAUAUUGUGGAAUUCUUCUCUACUUUAUUCACUGAAGAUAAUAUGGAGGAGAUUGAUAUUGUGGCUCUGGAAGCAACGAUUGAUCAUGUGGUUUCUCCUUCCCAGAAUGACAUGCUUACGAGAAUCCCGGAGAAUGAUGAGAUUACUGCUGCGGUGUUUGAUAUGGAUCCUCAUAGCGCUGCGGGCCUAGAUGGCUUCUCUGAUGUGGUGAACUCGUUGACGGAUCUAAGGCUGAUCGUGCUUUCCAAUUUUUUGUUCAAGAUCAUUUCUAAAGUUCUUGCCAAGAGACUUAGCAUCGUUGCGAUGAGCUGUGUGUCUGCUAAUCAGUUUGGGUUCAUUAGCGGUAGAUCGAUACAUGAAUGCAUAAAUAGAAGUAAUGGAGGUAUCAAUAUGGCAUGCAAAAUUGAUAUCAAGAAGGCGUUUGAUACGCUGCGUUGGGACUUCUUGCUCAAAGUCUUACGGGUUGCUGGUUAUGCAGAUCAGUUUGUGCAAUGGAUUUCUAUCAUUCUGCGUUCUGCUCGCUUAUCGAUCCUUUAUAAUGGUCAGCUGCAUGGGUAUUUUGAGUGCACUCGCGGCGUCCGCCAGGGCGAUCCUCUGUCUCCCAUUUUAUUUGGUAUUGCAGAAGAUGUUUUGAGUGCUCUCUUUAAGAAUUGCGUGGAGUCUGGGCAUCUUCAACCUAUGAGAAUGAGUAGACAUACUUUGUUCCCGACUCAUUUAUUUUAUGCUGAUGACAUUCUGGUUUUUGGUAGAGCCACGGAGGCGAAUGCGAGGACCAUUCUUCAUAUCUUAAACUUUUAUGGCUCGUUAUCUGGCCAAAUUUGCUCGAUGGAGAAGUCUAAUAUCUUCUUUGGGGAUAAGGUCCAGAGCCGUUUACGCCGCUCCAUCAUGGGUGUUUUAAAGUUUAAACGAGGGACUCUUCCCUUUAUUUAUCUUGGAGUUUCGAUCUUUGCGGGCGCUAUUAAGGCUAUUUACUUGAGAGCUAUUCAUGAUCGCAUUCUGCUUAAGUUCGCUCGUUGGAAAGGCAUGCAUCUCUCUAUGGCUAGACGUAUUUGUCUGGUCAAAUCGGUUAUUCAUAGCUCUAUUACUCACUCGAUGAUGGUCUAUCAUUGGCCUAAGACCUUGCUUAAAGAGCUGGAUCACAAAUGCCGAAAUUUCAUCUGGACCGGUGAUAUUAUGAAAAAGCCCAAUUGCUCGGUUAGCUGGGAUCGAAUUUGUGCUAUUAAGGAAGAGGGUUGUUUGGGUCUUCGAUCGUUCUCUCUAAUGAAUAAGUGUUUUCUCAUGAAGAUGGCAUGGAGUGUCAUUUGUGGACAAAAUUUUGGUCACCGUAUUAUCAAGUCUCGUUACUUAAAUAUUUUCUGUUCAACCAAUAAUGUGCUUUCCUCCUCGAUCUGGGCGGGUUUGCGGCCGGAGAUUCAGGAUCUGGUUGAAGACUCUUAUAGCUACAUCGCUGGUGGGUCCUCGAUAAACUUCUGGAGAGACGAUUGGCUUGGCUAUAAACUUGUGGAUAGAUGUCGCGUGCCUUUCUUUGUUUGGGAUCAUUUGAGCUCUUCUGUGGCUGAUUAUUUCUAUGACGGCAUUUGGCAUUUCACUCAGGAUUUUCUUAAUAAUUAUCAGGAGAUUGUCUGCGACAUCUUGCUUCUUCCAAUUGGUUCGGAUUCAGACACUCGUUUCUGGAUGCCUUCGGUGCAUGGAAAGAGGAGACUGCCGAGCAUAUUUUCUGGCAAUGCAGCAAUAUUCAGCCUAUAUGGCGGGAGUUCCUUCAGUGGUUUAAGUUCGAUGAUUUCUCUUACGAUAUACACAGUUUUCUUGUGGCUGCGUGGAACCGCGACACCAGCUCGCAGGUGCGAACUUUUUGGAAAACUGGUAUUAUCACUGUUAUCUGGGCGAUCUGGACUCUCCGUAAUGCUUGCAUCUUCAAAGACAAAAUUUUCUACGCCAAACAUCUUCUUCAAAUUGUGCGGGUCGCUUUCUAAGAGGUUGAGGCCACCGGUCUCGCACUGGAUUAAAGUUAAUACGGAUGGCUCUGCUUCGGGAGCCCCGAGAAAGAUUGCUACUGGAGGUGUCUUUCGUGAUAAUGUUGGUUGGGUUCGUGGCUGUUUUCACUAUAAGGGUGGUACUGGCUUUGCGUUUGAAGCUGAGCUGCUCGCGGUUAUUAUGGCAAUUCAGAUUGCUCAUAGUCGUGGUUGGUUUGCUCUCUGGGUCGAGUCUGAUUCCACCUAUAUAGUUAAUCUCCUUAACACACGUUCUAAUAUUGUUCCUUGGAGAUUUGUUGCUUCUUGGAAUAAGAUUCUCGUGAUUCUUCAAGACUUCAACAUUCAGAUAUCUCAUAUUUAUCGAGAGGGUAAUGUUCCGGCUGAUAUUAUGGCGAAUGAGAAUAUGACGGAGGGGUGGUGGCCGCAUGAAGUGGAGGAGAUUAAGAAGGCGGUUAGGUUGGAUAUGGCUUGUCAUAGCCACUUGGGGUUUGAGUGGUCGGGCUCUGCUGGGUGCUCGGUGAUGGAGUUCUUUUUCCAUCAGCGUCGAACCUUUCACUUUUUCUCUAGCAGUUUGGUCAUUGAGGUGCUGGAGAGAUGGCGGUUUUUGCCAAGGGUUUGGCGGCAUUCUUUUGUGAUUGCUUCUGCAGGUGAUGUCGAGGAAGACAGCUGGGCCGAGGUGCCUUUCUUGGAUUAUCUGGAGGGAACGGUGAGUGAUAGUUAA
This is a messenger RNA of Salvia miltiorrhiza (redroot sage), 3114 nucleotides long. RefSeq lists its product as uncharacterized. The coding region runs from base 1 to 3114 and encodes 1037 amino acids. The record is from RefSeq and is a predicted model, not a curated record. Lineage: Eukaryota; Viridiplantae; Streptophyta; Magnoliopsida; Lamiales; Lamiaceae. The transcript is spliced from 5 exons. Gene Ontology annotation, molecular function: RNA-DNA hybrid ribonuclease activity; nucleic acid binding.